AAGGCGCCUCUCUGGCACAGUACAGCACCUGGCUGGCACACAGCCCUGGAGUGCCUUCCGCUGGUAGCUAGGGGACUAGAGCUGUGAUAAUUUUCUUUUUCUUUUCCUAUUUAUUUUGUUUUUGAAUGUGUGCGUUCUAACGAAAGAAAAAAACGAAAUUCUUCUCGACCAGUCUCAUGUGAAACCAGCCACAUGAUCAAAACGAUGACUGGGCCGUUGAGAUACCAGUUUGCAAUUAUAACCGCAUAUCAUCUGGCCUGCGUCUUGGUACUAGCUUCCGAGGUUCCACACGACCUUGUAAGGCGCCAGGCCGAUGAAGAUGCGUCGCAGAUCGUCUUUUCCAACAGCAAUCCAUCACAGAAUUCUCUGAACGGCGACCCCUCGAGUGACCCACAGAAAGUCGAGAUAAGGCCCUCAGACUGGAGGUUCCUGGAGCUGCUGCAGGUCAACAGCUCUGCGCCUCAGAAUAUCAUAGAAGCAGAAAACAACCCCGACGAAUGGCAUGCCUUGGCCUCCACGCUCCUUCACCAUUCCUUCGUCGCUGAUCAGAUUAUGCAGUAUCAACUUUCGCGCUUGCUUGGAGAUGGAGAGGCAGAGACCAACUCCUCGUACGUGCCUUAUUACCUCGACCAGUCGGCAAGGCUAGUGGCCGGUCUCAAUGAUUCGGCGCCUGACGAUUUGUUCCAGAGCAUGGGUAUGAUGGUAGUGGGACAGCCUUGUUUGACCUCCAGCAACAAAGGUCACGUCUCUGCCCUGCUGGUGGCUCUAUCCGAUGUCCCCUCACCCAUUGUCCAGAUAGACCAAAAGGUCACAGACAAAGACGAGAGCGAGGAUCCCCUCAACAGUCAGAAAGUGGAAGUUGAAUACCUAGGCGGAGUCUACGAUAAUACAGACGAACUGUCCAGCUUGAAUAGUUCUUCGAUGUCGUACCUUAUGUUCCUCCUCACAGGCAGGAUCGACAAGAGGUCUAUAUCUGUCAGAGUGGAUCAGGACAUGACGGUGGUGAGGAACUGUACCGACGAAUGCGAUAUAACAACGACCGAGAUGCCUACAACGACACCAACUGAGACUCCUACGACGACCGUUAUAACAGAGACAAGUACGACAGUCCCAACAACAGAGACCACUGAAACGUCUAUACCCUCAAGUACACCGGAAACUACUACUUUCACUUUGCCGAGCACAACAACAACAACUGGUCCAAUUAUUGUUGAGCCCAUAGAUCCGAUUCCCGAGGAGGAAGUCGAUACCAUUGUGCAAGUGAUCGAGAACAUUGAUUGCCUUGACUGCAAUGAAACUGCGUCAGGGUAUUCCCAGAGUGUUAUCAUCGAAAAUUCAUAUGAAAUGGAUGAUUUCGAAAAAGCUCUGAGCAGGCUGCAGGAGAGCGAGAGUGGCCAUUGUGUGAUAGAAGCUGUGUAUUCACAAGGCGUCAACAGCACAGCGAACGCAACUUGGUACUACAUGGAUCAGCGUGAACUAGUCUGGACGGAAGUAGAGGAAGAAUACGAGAGGGAUAUCCACAUUGGUCACGGUCUGGUGGUGAUUCUGCCUCUGAUAUCGAACAAUGGGUCUGUGAGUUACGUCAUCCUUGCGAAGACUUACGUCGAUGAGCCCGCGAGCCCCAUCGUGCAGAUCCAGCAGGCGUUCAUAGACCACAGCGGAUGUGGCUGCGUGGAUGAGAAUGUCAAUGAAGACGAAACUAAUGUAACACAUUAUGUUUCACAGCACUUCGAGCACAGAUAUAACUACAGCGACCUCGCACUAGACCUGGAUUCCAUGACCGACUACAUCAAAAUGCUCGAGGCUGUCCCGCCCUUCGAGCGCCAGUACAUAGAUAUCAUUGCCUUCAAUGAAAUCGAGGGGCCCGAUUGCAAUGAGACGACAACCACAAUGGAAACAACCAGCACGGUGGAAACAACUACGCCAGAGGAAACUACUACCACGGUGGAAACAACCACGCCAGAGGAAACUACCACGGUGGGAACAACUACCACGGUGGAAACAACCACGCGUAUGUAAAUCCUUUUUCUAAUA
Molecule: messenger RNA, 2034 nt
Organism: Penaeus indicus
Lineage: Eukaryota; Metazoa; Arthropoda; Malacostraca; Decapoda; Penaeidae
Product: location of vulva defective 1-like
Exons: 17
Coding region: 193-2019 (608 amino acids)
Source: RefSeq, a predicted model, not a curated record